Humulus lupulus (European hop) is the source of this 2033-nucleotide messenger RNA. Its product is annotated as pentatricopeptide repeat-containing protein At2g22410, mitochondrial-like. The transcript has a single exon. Gene Ontology annotation, molecular function: RNA binding; protein binding. Bases 7 to 1989 code for a protein of 660 amino acids. Lineage: Eukaryota; Viridiplantae; Streptophyta; Magnoliopsida; Rosales; Cannabaceae. The record is from RefSeq and is a predicted model, not a curated record. Gene Ontology annotation, biological process: RNA modification.
AGCGUUAUGUUCGUUACUCUCAGAAAUUUGACCGUUGGUUCCCGCCUCAAGAACUCUUUACAGUGCCUUUCUACUUCUCUAUCUUUCUGCCACGAAUUCAAGAGCUCAACUCACCAAUUUCUCCACCAUCUUUUAGAGAAAUGCACCUCCAUGAGAGAACUCAGACAACUUCAUGCCCAAAUCAUUCUUCACCGUCUCACCCUCGAAAAUCUCACUCUCGGAAAGUUAAUAGCCUUCUGUGCCGUCGCCGACGCCGGCGAUAUCCGGUAUUCCCAGAUUGUAUUUGACCAAGUUAUUGAACCCAAUAAGUUUAUGUACAAUAGUCUCAUAAGGGGUUACUCAAAUAGUGAUGCCCCAUUAAAGUCUUUGCUACUGUAUCGUAAAAUGAUUUGUUCGGGACUUUCUCCGAACGAGUUUACUUUGCCGUUUGUUCUUAAGGUUUGUGCCGGAACGGCUGCGUUUUGGGAUGCUGUGGUUGUUCAUGGUCAUGCUAUUAAAUUAGGAACUGGGUGUCAAGUUUGUGUGCAGAAUGGUCUCAUAAAUGUCUACAUAAGCUUCGGGUUGAUUCGAUGCGCACGCGAUGUGUUUGAUGAUAUUUCGCACAGGACACUGGUUUCGUGGAAUACGAUGAUUGGUGGGUAUUCUAAAGUGGGUUGUUGCGAGGAGGCUUUUUUGUUAUUUAGAGAGAUGAGAGAAUCAGGGUUGAAGCCUGAUAAGUUCACUUUAGUUAAUUUGCUCUCUGUUUGUUCACAGAGUUGUGAUCUGGAUUUAGGUAGAUUUGUGCAUCUUCAUAUUGAGAUAACCGGAGUUGAAAUCGAUCAAAUUGUGAGAAAUGCUCUCUUGGAUAUGUAUGCCAAGUGUGGGAGUUUGAAAUCUUCACAAACUGUUUUUGAUACGAUGUCUGAUAAGAAUGUAGUUUCAUGGACUUCCCUUGUUUGUGGGUAUGCUAAGAACGGGCUCAUUGAGUCUGCCAAAGCGGUUUUUGAUAAGAUGCCUGUGAAGAAUGUGGUUUCUUGGAAUGCAAUGAUCUCGUGUUAUGUACGAGAAGGCCGAUUCAAUGAAGCUUUGGCUCUCUUCAGCAAAAUGCAGAGGUCUAAAGUGAUUCCGGAUAAAGCUACCCUGGUUUCCAUUCUCUCAGCCUGUAGUCAAAUUGGUAAUUCGGUCAUGGGGGAAGAAAUCUACAAAUACAUAUGCAAUAGCAAUAUGGAACUUGGUGUAACUCUUUGGAAUUCACUAGCAGACAUGUUUGCGAAAUGCGGUGCCCUUGAAACGGCCUUGCAUCUCUUUCUCAAGUCUCCAGAAAAGAAUAUUGUUUCAUGGAAUGUCAUUAUUGGGGCCCUUGCACUGCACGGUUGUGGACCAAAAGCAAUUGAGAUGUUUGAAGAUAUGCAAGCAAGAGGAGUUUUGCCGGACACAUUCACAUUCACUGGAUUGCUUUCGGCAUGUAGUCACAGCGGUCUUGUAGACGCAGGGCGGUACUACUUCGACAGAAUGAAAUCUUUUUAUGGGAUUUCGCCUGAGCUCGAGCACUAUGCCUGCAUGGUUGAUCUCUUCGGCAGGGUAGGGCUCUUAGGUGAAGCAGUCAGGCUGAUUGGAGGAAUGACUCUAAAGCCGGACGUAGUGAUUUGGGGUGCUUUGCUUGGUGCUUGUAGGAUUCAUGGCAACGUAGAGAUUGGCAAGCAAAUACUGAAACAACUCUUGGAGUUGGGGCCACAUAGUUCUGGACCAUACGUUCUUCUUUCCAACAUAUUUUGUGAAGCCAAAAGAUGGGAAGACGCAAAAAAGAUUAGGGCACUAAUGAAGGAUGGUAAGGUAACAAAGAGUAGAGCAAUUAGCUUCAUUGAAAUCAAUAACCAUGUUAAUGAGUUUAUGGCUGAUGACCAAAGACACCAACUUUCAAGUAGUAUAUACACUAUGAUUGAUCAAUUAACAGAUCAUUUGAGGUCUUGUUCAUUUUUUGACAUAGAUGAAAUGCAGGGCUUGGUGUAGUUGAAUCAACCUUAUGAUAAUUAUCAACUAUUCUUUUUUCUUUU